CGCCCGCGCGGGCGGUUCCGGGGCGGCGGCGGCGGCGGCGCAUGGCGGCGCUUCCGCUGCGGGCGCGGCGGCACCAUGAACUACAUGCCCGGCACGGCCAGCCUGAUCCAGGACAUCGACAAGAAGCACCUGGUGCUGCUGCGGGACGGGCGGACGCUCAUCGGGUACCUGCGCAGCAUCGACCAGUUCGCAAACUUGGUGUUGCACCAGACUGUAGAGCGCAUCCACGUGGGCAAGAAGUAUGGGGACAUCCCCCGGGGCAUCUUCGUGGUGAGGGGCGAGAAUGUGGUGCUGCUGGGGGAAAUUGACCUGGAGAAGGAGAGCGACACGCCUCUGCAGCAGGUGUCCAUCGAGGAGAUCCUGGAGGAGCAGCGGGUGGAACAGCAGGCCAAGCAGGAGUCGGAGAAGCUGAAGGUGCAGGCGCUGAAGGAGAGGGGCCUCUCGGUGCCGCGGGCCGACACGCUGGAUGAGUACUGAGGUGCUGCCCUUUCCUGCAAGGAGCGAGGGCUGCUCCAGGACCUGCCUGGGCAGGGACAGACUGCCUUGGAAAGGCAGGUUUCAUUUUCAGAUUGUAUUUUCUGUGGUGCUGGUAACUGCACACAAAUCAUGCCCUUAGUCUCCUUCUGGAGAAGGAGAUGAGGAGGGCCCAGUGCACUGGGAGUGCAAGCAUUUGUGUUUGGGAGGCAAAUCACUGCUCCUUGGCUUUGUUUGCUUUUUCCUCCUCACGUGACUUUGGGUGAGAGUUUUCCUUGACAUGUAAAUAAAUCCUUGAACCUGACA
Lonchura striata (white-rumped munia) is the source of this 780-nucleotide messenger RNA. It is a transcript of the gene LSM1, whose product is annotated as LSM1 homolog, mRNA degradation associated. The record is from RefSeq and is a predicted model, not a curated record. Gene Ontology annotation, biological process: deadenylation-dependent decapping of nuclear-transcribed mRNA. Gene Ontology annotation, cellular component: Lsm1-7-Pat1 complex; P-body. Gene Ontology annotation, molecular function: mRNA binding. NCBI's taxonomy places the organism in Eukaryota, Metazoa, Chordata, Aves, Passeriformes, Estrildidae.